Messenger RNA from Entrophospora sp. SA101, 432 nucleotides. Lineage: Eukaryota; Fungi; Glomeromycota; Glomeromycetes; Entrophosporales; Entrophosporaceae. The record is from the annotation of a GenBank genome assembly.
AUGAUAUUUCCUUAUUUUUCAACAAGCUCAACAACUAUACUCAACUCAUCCUUAGAAAGGAAUGAUCAACUUUAUCAAAAUAUUAAACAACUUGAAGAUAAAAUCAACAACGAAAAACUAUCAAUUACAAAAUUUAAAGAAAAGAUUAACCAAGUUACAGCUAAUAAAUAUAAUAACUACAAGAAUAUUGGUAUUAUGGAAUAUAUGUUGGCGUGUAAACAGCAUGAGGCGCUUGAAUUACAAUUUAAGAUCAUAGACUUACGCAUUGAACGUCAAAAUUUGAUAAGAAACCACAAAAGGAAAGAGUCUAAAGGUUCUGUCAGAUUCAACCCUGUAGUUAAAAAUAAUAUUGAAUAUUACGAAAAGAUGUUCGAGAGAUCUGUAAAAUUUGCAGAGGAACAAGUUAUCACGAAUUAUGCGAGAUACAAUUAA